CAUUUCUCGCGGUUGAAACUCCAAAACUCCAACCGAAACCCCAAUCCCCGAUUCCCCUCCCCACUCGUCAACUGUGGAUCUCGGAAAAACCCUAGAUCUCACAGGAUUGCUGAGAAUCUGGUGAGCAACACGUCCUGGAAUUAGAGUUAAUCGCUAAUCGCUCUCUCGGUGCCAAAUUCUUCAAAAUGGUGGUUCUUGCAACUUCUAUCAUAACAAAGUCUGGCAAAGUACUUGUUUCACGACAGUUUGUUGAUAUGUCUCGAAUAAGGAUAGAAGGACUGCUAGCAGCAUUCCCAAAGUUGGUUGGAUCCGGAAAACAGCACACUUAUAUUGAGACAGAAAAUGUACGCUAUGUGUAUCAACCAAUAGAGGCUCUGUAUCUGCUCCUUGUUACGAAUAAACAAAGUAACAUCCUUGAAGAUCUGGAGACGCUGAGACUUCUGUCUAAACUUGUACCUGAAUACUCACCCUCUUUAGAUGAAGAGGGCAUCUGUAGUACAGCUUUUGAGCUGAUUUUCGCUUUUGACGAGACCAUCUCUCUGGGUCAUAAAGAGAAUGUGACUAUUGCGCAAGUUAAACAAUACUGUGAGAUGGAGAGUCAUGAAGAAAGACUGCACAAGCUGGUCAUGCAAAGCAAAAUUAAUGAAACUAAGGAUGUUAUGAAGCGAAAAGCUAGUGAAAUCGACAAAAGCAAGAUUGAAAGGGGCAAAGGAGACAAAGGAGGAUUUAUGUCUCUAUCUGGUCCUCAAAGAAUUGAAAGCAAUUUUAGUGAUAUGAGUAUUUCCAGCACUGGAACUGGUUUUGGAAGUGGAUCUGGAUAUGGACUAAGCACUGAUUUGGAAGCCUCCAGCAAGCCAAAAGGAGGUCGACCAUCCGCAGCUGCUACAGCUCCUCCUAAAGGCCUCGGAAUGCAACUAGGCAAAACGAAAAAGACUAAUCAGUUUUUGGAAUCUCUAAAGGCUGAAGGAGAAGUGAUUCUUGAGGAUGUGCAACCGAGUGCUGUUCCAUCAAAGUCAUCUCUUCCACCCAGUGAUCCUAUCACAUUGACCAUCGAAGAGAGGCUUAAUAUAGCAAUUAAGAGAGACGGGGGCGUCAGUAACUUUGAUCUUCAGGGAACUCUUUCUCUUCAAAUUCUUAAUCAGGAGGAUGGAUUCAUCCAAUUUCAGAUUGAAAACCGAGAUCUACCAGGCCUUAGCUUCAAGACCCACCCUAAUAUCAACAAAGAACUGUUCAACAGCCAGCAUGUUAUUGGGUUAAAAGAUCCAAACAGGCCGUUUCCCACGGGUCAAAAUGAUGUUGGCCUCAUGAAAUGGAGAAUCCAGGGCAUGGAUGAAGCCUCUUUGCCUUUGACUGUCAAUUGCUGGCCGACGGUAUCUGGAAACGAAACUUUUGUGAACAUCGAGUAUGAAGCUUCGGAUUUGUUUGACUUGCAAAAUGUUUUGAUUUCAAUACCUCUUCCCGCUCUGCGAGAGGCCCCAAGAGUACAGCAGAUUGAUGGGGAGUGGAGGUAUGAUGCGAGGAAUUCCACACUUGAGUGGUCUAUUCUUCUCGUCGACCAAUCAAAUCGCAGUGGAUCAAUGGAGUUUGUUGUUCCUCCCGCCGAUCCAUCCACGUUUUUCCCCAUCAAUAUCAGAUUUACUGCUCCCAGCACUUUUAGCGACGUGAAGGUUGUUAACGUGACUCCGCUGAGAGGUGGCAAUGCUUCUAAAUUCUCGCAAAGGGUUCAGUUGGUCGCAGAUAAUUAUCAAGUGGUUUAAUCUCGGAUUCUACCAUAUGUUGCACUGUGGUGGUAGUGCACUAGUCAUAUUUUGUUCAGUUUGAUUUAAAUUGGUGAAAACAUUUUAUGCG
This is a messenger RNA of Ananas comosus (pineapple), 1848 nucleotides long. RefSeq names its product coatomer subunit delta-1-like. The record is from RefSeq and is a predicted model, not a curated record. The transcript has 12 exons. Gene Ontology annotation, cellular component: cytosol; COPI vesicle coat. The coding region runs from base 186 to 1757 and encodes 523 amino acids. Lineage: Eukaryota; Viridiplantae; Streptophyta; Magnoliopsida; Poales; Bromeliaceae. Gene Ontology annotation, biological process: Golgi localization; retrograde vesicle-mediated transport, Golgi to endoplasmic reticulum; endoplasmic reticulum to Golgi vesicle-mediated transport.